Suillus discolor is the source of this 969-nucleotide messenger RNA. RefSeq lists its product as uncharacterized. Bases 106 to 969 code for a protein of 287 amino acids. Lineage: Eukaryota; Fungi; Basidiomycota; Agaricomycetes; Boletales; Suillaceae. The transcript is spliced from 4 exons. The record is from RefSeq and is a predicted model, not a curated record.
UGUUAUCACUUGUAGCAUGCCAUCAGGGAAACGUAAUUCAUUACACAUGAUUACAGAGUGCUACAGAGCGCUCUGUAGCAUUCUGUAGCACGAUCCAGCCCGCUGAUGAUGUCCUCUCCCAAAGUCUGGUUCAUAACGGGGACGUCCUCAGGAUUUGGAAGACUCAUGACAGAGUAUGCCCUCGACCAAGGAGACAUCGUAGUAGCAACCCUCCGCAAACCACAAGUCCUAUCCGAUCUCGCAGCCCGAUACCCAGUAGACAAACUCCUCGUACUCAAAGUCGACGUCACAAAGCAGGAAGACAUCGAUGAAGCAUUCGCGCGUACGCGUUCAGCGUUCGGACGGCUGGACGUAGUGUUCAACAAUGCCGGAUAUUCAAUUGUCACAGAAAUCGAAGGCACGCCCGUUGAUAAAGCGCGCGAGCUUUUCGAGACAAAUUUUUGGGGCGCGACGAAUGUUAGUCGUGCUGCAGUGAAGUUUUUCAGAGAGGUGAAUGAGCGGGGCAAGGGGGGGACCAUUCUUCAAAUGAGUUCGAUUGGUGGGUUUAAUGCGCUUCCUGAAUUCGGUUAUUAUGCUGCGACUAAACAUGGUAGGAAUCUUGGCAUGGACAGUAUUAAUACUCACGACAAGAACCAGAUCUGCAUCAUCGAACCUGGCGCGUUCCACACAAGCGUCAUGAACAAGGCAGAGGUAUUACCGCAGCAUCCAGCAUAUACCGAUGAGUCCUUUGAGACUUCAGUAAUGCGUCGUCAGGUGGUCGGCGCAGUGUUCGAAGGAGAUGCGUAUAAAUUCACGCGGACUGUUUAUGAGGUCGUACAAGGAGGAAAUAUACCAAAGCGGUUGCCGAUGGGGUUGGAUGCGAUCGAGUUGUUGAAUGGCAAGAUUGAGUUAUUGAAGGCGACUGUGGCUGAGACGAAGGGGUUGUCGGUGGAUUUGAAGAGAGAUGGUGGGGCGGUUGGGCUUAUGUGA